UUUCUCUUUGCUUUCCGUCGGUGCGAAGGGACUCUCCUCCCAACGCGCGAGACAAACCGGAAAUCGGAUUUUCUUUUUUUCCUCCGCUAUUAAUUUCUCGCGUUCUCUCAUUCGAUUUCGAAUUCGCCGCGGAACGAGGUCGGGUUUUUCGUUCCGCUCGCUCGAGAAUCAUGGAGAUUUCUCCGGUUCCGAUCAGCACGUGCUCCAAAGAGAAUCAGCAAAUCUACCAGGAAUGGUUCGACUGCGCUGAUACAGAUGGGGAUGGGCGCAUCACGGGGAGCGAUGCCAUUAAGUUCUUCGCCUUGUCCAAUUUGCCUCGACCGGACCUCAAGCAGGUGUGGGCAAUUGCAGAUUCCAAGCGACAGGGUUUUCUUGGCUUUGGGGAGUUCAUUACUGCAAUGCAGUUAGUGUCUCUUGCACAAGCUGGACAAUCAAUCACACAAGAUCUUUUAAGCAGUGAAAUUGACUUGGUAAAUUUGAGACCUCCUACAAUGACUGGUCUAGAUGCCUUACUAGCAAAGAAAAAGCGUUCGCCAAAGACAAACGAGUCCGAUUCUAAUGGCAGUUCUCACUCUCAACCAUCACCAGCUGCCGGUUGGUUUUCUUCGAAAUCAUCCAAAAAGAUAUCUCUUUCCUCGGUUACAUCCAUUGUUGAUGGCUUGAAGAAACUGUAUAUUCAGAAGCUGAAGCCAUUGGAAGUCACUUACCGCUUCAAUGACUUUGUGUCACCAUCAUUGACAAAUAGUGAUUUUGAUGCCAAACCAAUGGUAAUGCUUUUGGGUCAAUACUCCACUGGAAAAACAACUUUCAUCAAGCAUUUACUAAAAAGUAGUUAUCCAGGUAACUUAUCCUUCUUCUUUUCUGCCCUCCCUAUACUUGUACAAGAUUCUCUUGGUGUGCUCAUUGUCUAUUAUUGUUUUACAGGAGCUCAUAUUGGACCUGAACCAACAACUGAUAGGUUUGUGGUCGUAAUGUCCGGGCCGGAUGAAAGAAGCAUCCCCGGAAACACUGUUGCAGUCCAAGCAGACAUGCCAUUUAGUGGCCUGACAACAUUUGGAACUGCGUUUUUGUCAAAAUUUCAGUGUUCCCAAAUGCCUCAUCCCCUACUGGAGCACUUCACUUUUGUUGAUACUCCUGGAGUUUUGUCGGGUGAGAAGCAACGAACACAGCGUGCCUAUGAUUUUACAGGUGUAACUUCAUGGUUUGCUGCAAAGUGUGACCUCAUUUUGCUCCUAUUUGAUCCUCACAAGCUUGAUGUAAGCGAUGAAUUCAAGCGUGUGAUCUCUUCUCUACGUGGUCAUGACGACAAGAUUCGUGUGGUUUUGAACAAAGCUGACCAAGUGGAUACCCAACAACUGAUGAGAGUGUAUGGAGCGUUAAUGUGGUCUCUUGGUAAAGUCAUAAAUACUCCAGAAGUUAUGCGAGUCUACAUUGGCUCAUUUAAUGACAAACCUGUGAAUGAAGCUGCUACUGGUCCCAUUGGAAAAGAACUUUUUGAGAAAGAACAGGAGGACCUUUUAUCAGACCUAAAGGAUGUCCCAAAGAAGGCAUGUGAUCGUAGGAUUAAUGAAUUUGUGAAACGUGCUCGAGCUGCUAAGAUUCAUGCGUAUAUCAUCAGCCAUCUAAGAAAGGAGAUGCCUGCUAUGAUGGGCAAAGCUAAGACCCAACAGAGACUCAUUGAUAAUUUGGAAGACGAAUUUGCCAAGGUUCAGAGAGAGUUCCAUCUACCUCCAGGGGAUUUUCCAAAUGCGGAGCACUUUAGGGAGACAUUAAGUGGUUACAAUAUUGAUAAAUUCGAGAAGCUAAAGCCAAAAAUGAUACAAGCUGUGGAUGACAUGCUGGGUUAUGACAUCCCAGAUCUCUUGAAGAAUUUUAGAAAUCCUUACGAUUAGGGAUUUGUUACAACCAAGUACUUGAGCGAUUGUUCACAUUUAUGAACCCUACCUAUAGAAAUUUAUCGUGGCCCUGUAUGAUAUUAGUAUUCUUUGAGAAGCAUGCAACUGUCGAGGCAAAUUAUGUUCUUAUUAAAGCGGUUGGAAAUGAUUAUUUUGGUCCUCCCA
Messenger RNA from Syzygium oleosum, 2060 nucleotides. Its product is annotated as EH domain-containing protein 1. Gene Ontology annotation, cellular component: cytoplasm; intracellular membrane-bounded organelle; plasma membrane. The record is from RefSeq and is a predicted model, not a curated record. NCBI's taxonomy places the organism in Eukaryota, Viridiplantae, Streptophyta, Magnoliopsida, Myrtales, Myrtaceae. Gene Ontology annotation, biological process: endosomal transport; endocytosis. The transcript has 15 exons. Gene Ontology annotation, molecular function: protein binding; calcium ion binding; GTP binding. The coding region runs from base 171 to 1892 and encodes 573 amino acids.